Messenger RNA from Harpia harpyja (harpy eagle), 3993 nucleotides. It is a transcript of the gene CCDC30, whose product is annotated as coiled-coil domain containing 30. The coding region runs from base 380 to 3664 and encodes 1094 amino acids. The record is from RefSeq and is a predicted model, not a curated record. The transcript has 25 exons. Lineage: Eukaryota; Metazoa; Chordata; Aves; Accipitriformes; Accipitridae.
AGGAAUGGCGCUUUGCAGAAAAUAAGAUGUGUUUUUAUGACUGGAGUGGAGUGACAGAGCUGGCAAUCAUCUGGUAUUGAAAGUGGAUGGUGAAACAAGUGGGGCAAAAGGUGAAGGCGAAUGAGGUGGUAACAACUUUGGAGAGCUUCUGUUGCUCCAGGGGAGAUCCAGUGGACCUACGCUUCAGGAACUCCGCUCAGAAACACGGUUCAAAAAAUAGGCGGAGGCCCCGGUACCGGCAGAGACCGUCCGCCGCUGGCUGCGGGCGGAGGGCGCCGACCCCGCCGCCCCGGCCGAGGAGCAGCUGGGCCUGGCCUGGCGGCUGCUGCGGCGCGCCGAGGCCCGGCUCGGCGACCUGGAACGGCGGCGGGCCGAGGAGAUGAGAGACGUGGAAAGCUAUGUGGGUCACGUCCGUAACCUGACGGAGGAACGGGAUGCUAUCACCACCGAAUAUGAAAAAGAAAAUGAACAGCUCAGGCUUGAGCUGACACGGCUGCAGCUGCAGCGGGAAGCCCAGCUGAAGGAGGUUGAGGAGAUGCUGGAACAGGAAGGCUUGUCCGAAAUAGCUCACAGUAAUGCCAGUGAACAGAUUGCUUAUUUACUGGUGGAAAGAACGACGCUGCUGGAGAAACUGGAGAUUGCAGAUCAGAAGUUGAAUUCACACAGCUACAUAGACAGGCUGUGUGCGGCACACAUUCAGUGCAAGGAUGAGUUUGGUCAUGUUCAUCAGUCACUAGAAGAUGAACUCCAACAACAGCAUGAAUCUGUGCAGCUUACUGGAGAGACAAUGAAUAAGUCCUACAGAGAAGAGCUGGAGAGGGAACAAGCAUCACGUGCAAGAGUUGAACGAGAUCUGGAUGAGGCCACACAGAGGCUGCUGAUGGCCCAGGAUGAGAUCCGGAGGUUGACAGACGAGCUGGAUGCACAAAGAAAGGAGCAGAGCAGAAUUGAAUCAGCCUCGUGGUCAGCCCUGCAAGCACCUGAGAGCCGGGAGGAAGGGGUGAAUGAAUGGAGAGAGAGUGACAGGACUGAGCUACAGAAGGCCAUGGAGCGCAACAGCAGACUGGACAAGGAAAUUCUGGCACUGCGAGCACGGGUCCAAACACUCGACUUGGAGAGAAAAGCGUUCCUCGAUCUGGUUGAACAGCUCAAAGAGGAGAUCUGUGAGUAUCAGAAGAGUGAGAAGCAAGGACUUCCAUUGCCUGCGCCAGCCGAGACUGAAGAAGUCGCUGCGUCCUCACUGCAGACACAAGGCACAAUGGAUGAAGGGAGGAUUGAAGGAGACUGCGUUUUAGGCAAAGCUGGCUCAGAUCAAGAAGACAGAUAUCAGGGUAGUGAAACAUUUCAUAAAAGGUGCCGAGAGGCGAUUGAAAACACCGAGGGCAGGAAUUCACAGCUCCUUCACAAGCUGCAAAAACUGAAGCAGGAGCACGAGGAUUUGGUUGAGCGCAAUGAAGAGCUGGAAUCAAUUCUGGGUGAGACACAGAUCCAAACCAAGCAGGAGAAGGAACAGUUUGAGAGUGAGGUGGAGGGACUUCACCGGAAAAUCACAAGUUUAGAAACAGAGUUACUUGAAGUGCAGAAGAACAAAACUGAGAUGAGUGGGGAAGAGCAGGCAUCGUCUGGAGCACAAGAGAUGCAAGAGAUGCUGGAAAGUUGUCAGGAAACAAUAGAAAAGUUGGGAAGUCAGCUGGGAGAGCGGAGACUAUGGAGAAGGCAACUUGCAUCUGAGCUUGAACUGUUACGAGAAGAUCUGAAGGCUGAGAAGAAGGUCUCUGAACUCCUACAAGAAAGAGAACAGAUUAACAAACUCGAGCAGAAACGUGAAGAUCUAUGUACUGAUGAAAAGACCUGUGAAGAACAGAUGGCUAAAGUAGUAUUUUUGGAAGAACAGAUCAAAAACUUGAGGGAUGAACAAGAACUGCUCUGUUCUGAAUUACUAGAAAGCAACAAGAAGAGGGAGGAGCUAGAAAAGCAGCUAAAAGAGAGCAAUGAAGAAAAACGGUUGUUACUGGAAGAAAUUGCCCAGUUAAAACAAGAUACCCUGACUACCUGGCAGCAGGGUGACAACACGCUUGAAGAGACUUUGAGGAUGAAUCAAGGCAUGGCGCAUAGAGAUAACAGGUUUCUCGUGUUGCAGAGCUCUGCAGGCAGUUUAGAUGGGAGCGUUAAACAGAGUCUGCCCGACGAGAGAUUCCAGCAGCAGGAGGAAAAAAUGCAGCAACUGCGGCAGGACUUGCGUCGAGUUCAGAACUUGUGCAGCUCAGCCGAGAGGGAGCUGAGAUACGAAAGGGAGAAGAACGUCGACUUACAGAAGCAAAAUCUCUUGCUCCAACAGGAAUGCACCAAGGUCAAAGCUGAGCUGAAGCAAGCCCAGGCAAAACUCUCGGACACAACUGAAACAUGCUCCUCUCUCUCAGCACAGUGGGAAAAAAGCCAGCAGAAGGUCAAAGAACUUGAACAAGAGCUCUUGAAGUGUUCCCAGGCUGAUAAACUGCAGAGCAGUCUGCAAGAGAAACUUGCACAGGAGAAAUCCAAAGUAUGCGAAGCACAAAAAAAGAUUUCAAAACUCCAGCAAAAGCUAAAAGAUUCACACCACCAGCUCCUGCUGGCAGAGGCCCGUGUUUCAGACAAGAAACUCCUGGAGGAGGAAUUGAAGGAAGCCCGAGAAAAUGAAGCUCGUGUGCAGCAAGAACUUCACGAGGAGCAGCUGAAAAGGAAGCUCCUGGAGCAGCAGGUGGAGGAGCUGCGGCAGCAGCUCCGGCAUUCGAGGGAGACGGAGGCGUCGCUGGCCAAGAUGCAUGUGGAGCUGCAGGCCAAGACUCUGCAUGUCCUAGAAGAUGAGAGGAAAACUGAUUCAAGCGAGCAGCUCCAGCGUCAGAAGGAGAACCAGAAGCUUUCAGAGCAACUUUCACUGCUGAAGGAGGAAAACAAAGCCCUGUAUGAGGAAGGAGUCCGUCUCCUGAACCAGAAGGAUCUGUAUGUCAGGAAAUAUAACGAAAUGCAGCUCCGCCACAAAGACAAGAUCCGCAGAGCCAAGGAGACCUUUAUCCAUGAGGUGAAACAAAGGGACAGCAGAAUUAAGCAGCUUGAAAAUGAGCUCAGCGAGUCAAAGCUCCAAGUGGAAAAGGGGAAGGUGCUGAUUGCACAGAUCACAGCUGAGAAUGAGAAAUUACUCCAUGAAAGAAGACGGCUCCUCCAGAAGAUAACUGACCAAGAGGAGACCCCUUGGAACAACCGGUCUACAAUUGCCACCCUGCAGAGCAGAGUGAAGAUCCUGGACGAGGAGAAUGUGCGGCUGCACGAGAGCAAACUCCAGCUCUCUGGUCACGUGCCCACCUCACAACGUGCGCUGAGGAGCAUCCAUGCUCCCAACAUGGAGGACUCGAAGAGUGUUAACUUCUCUGAACGCCAACUACAGAGUAAGGUGUUGCCAUCUCCCCGUACCAGCUUCCCAUCACGAGAACCACCAGACUCUCUCAGCACCCUGAAGGCCACGCAAGACACGAAGCCUGAAGGAGAAGCUGAAAGCCAAGACUCAUCCUUUUGCUUAUCCCCCUCUCAACCUUCUGAGAUAGGGUACUUAAAUGUAGCUUCGCCUGGAGACACCACAGCCUCCCAGCUGCAGGAGGAGAGUCAGAGCAUCAGCUCUGAGAACUUCUAAAUGGGGGGAGAUGUUUGUAAAAUAUUAGCUGGACUGCAAGGUUUGGGCUCCUGUUGCUGUGGGAUGACAAGGACUGCAGGGGGAGAAUUGCCAAAUGGACUGACCUGGUCAUUUCUAAACUAAAUUAUUCAACAGCUUUUUUUCAGCUUACCCAACCAUAAAUGUGUGUGUGUGUGAUCCCAGAUGCACCUGGAGGCUGGAAUUUGUAGAUAAACUCAGUAAAAUGGAAGAGGGGUGGGGUGAAGCAUAUCUUCCCCUGAAUGCCAAUUCCUUGUCCAGUCCAAAACUACAAGCUUUGUAAAUAAAACUCAGAGAAGUGUUCCCUUCCA